Messenger RNA from Harmonia axyridis, 1582 nucleotides. Its product is annotated as tubulin beta-2 chain-like. The transcript has 2 exons. Gene Ontology annotation, cellular component: cytoplasm; microtubule. Lineage: Eukaryota; Metazoa; Arthropoda; Insecta; Coleoptera; Coccinellidae. Gene Ontology annotation, molecular function: structural constituent of cytoskeleton; GTP binding; GTPase activity. The record is from RefSeq and is a predicted model, not a curated record. The coding region runs from base 102 to 1436 and encodes 444 amino acids. Gene Ontology annotation, biological process: mitotic cell cycle; microtubule cytoskeleton organization.
CCUGGUUUUCAUGGAAACGCCCUAAAAAAAAUUGAGAAAGUCUGAGAUCAAAAAAAGAAUCAAACAUACACCAUCAUUUUAACCAAAACAUAAUUGUAAAAAUGCGGGAAAUUGUCCACCUUCAAGCUGGACAAUGUGGAAAUGCUAUAGGAGCAAAAUUUUGGGAGGUUAUAUCAGACGAACACGGAGUCGAUCCUUGCGGUAAUUACCACGGCAACAGCGAUCUUCAACUGGAACGUAUCAAUGUAUAUUACAACGAAGCUUCAGGAGGCAACUACGUCCCCAGAUGCGUUCUGAUAGACCUGGACACCAUGAACCUCGACGUCGUACGUGCAAGUCCCUAUGGGCAACUCUACCGUCCGGACAACUUCAUUUGGGGUGCAGGGGGUGCCGGAAACAACUGGGCCAAAGGUCACUACACCAACGGAGCAGAAAUCGUAGACACAAUUCUGGACGUAGUCCGCAAAGAGAGCGAAGGUUGCGACAUGUUGCAAGGUUUCCAAUUGACUCACUCGCUAGGGGGUGGUACAGGAUCAGGCUUGGGCACACUGAUAGCAUCUAAAAUACGCGAGGAAUACCCCGACAGGAUGAUAUACACGUAUUCCGUAUGCCCGUCGGCUGUAGUCUCAGAUACAAUGGUAGAACCUUACAACACAACCCUGUCUAUCAACCAGCUCAUUGAAAGUUCCGAUGAAACUUUUUGUAUUGACAACGAAGCUUUAUACGAUAUAUGUUUUAGAACCUUGAGGCUUUCACAGCCGACCCUCGGCGACCUAAACCAUCUAGUUUCUGUCGCAAUGGCCGGGGUCACAACUUGCUUUAGGUUUCCAGGACAAUUGAACGCUGAUUUGAGGAAACUGGCUGUUAACACUGUUCCUUUUCCUAGACUUCAUUUCUUCAUGUGCGGUUUCGCGCCAUUGACAUCUCGUGGAAGUCAGCAUUAUAGAGCAUUAUCUGUACCAGACCUGACCCAACAAAUGUUCGAUGCAAAGAACAUGAUGGCAGGUUGUGAUCCCAGGCAUGGAAGAUAUCUAACCGCCGCCACUAUAUUCAGAGGCAGGGUAUCAAUGAAAGAAAUCAACGAACAAAUGGUGAAUAUACAGAUCAAAAAUAACAGUUACUUUGUAGAUUGGAUACCACAUAAUGUGAAAAUAGCGGUGUGUGAUAUACCCCCGAGAGGACUGAAACUCUCGGCCACAUUCUUAGGAAACACCACAGCCAUUCAGGAACUGUUUAAAAGGAUAUCUCUACAAUUUACCAUGAUGUUCAGAAGGAAAGCUUUUUUACAUUGGUACACCGCUGAAGGAAUGGAUGAAAUAGAAUUUACGGAAGCUGAAUCUAAUAUGAAUGACCUCAUUACUGAAUAUCAACAGUACCAAGAAGCUACAACUGACGAGGGUGAGUACGGAGAAGAAGAUGAGGAGGAAGAAGAGUAGAUUAACCUAUUUUAAGUGAAAAGUCAAUAUGGCAAAAAAGUUUUUUUGACCGUUGCUAUUUUAAUUUCAUAUAUUCCUUAUUUGUUUUAGAUUUAUUUUACUUUUAAGUUGUGCAUUUUUGCAUUCAAUAAAUUUUUCAAAUUCAA